CAUGAUUCAAAUACGAGACGGGUCGAACCUUUGAUUUCAUGAUUAAAAUUCAAGAUGUUCAACCACCAAUCUAGUAAGAACUAACCCAUUGGUUAAGUUUUUUCUUUUGAAAUUGAUCACUCAAGUAAGAGAAAAAUGUACUCACAUACAAAUAUUGAAAAUAAUUAAAACGCUAUCACAAAACAAAGACGAACGAGGACAAAAAAUAGUGUAUAAGGGGCUACCAAAUUGGUUCAAGAAUCAUUUGGGCUUCUCGCAAAAGCCCAAUUUUCAAAGUGCAUUGAGCCCGCCAUUUCUCUCUCUACCUUUCUCUGUCAGCCACCAUCUCUCUCUACACUCAUUCGACCAACCAAAAUCCAGCUUUUCCUCCGCGCCUCCAUAAACCCCAGUUUCGCCCAAAUUUUUUUGAAUCGGAACUUCCAUCGGCAGCGGCAAAAGGAGCUUACACAGAAUUCAAACUUUACAUAAACAAAUAAACAAACAAAGAAAAGCCCAUUCCUUUUUCUUUCCAUUCAGUCACUUUUCCAAUUUUCCCUCUUGCCCUGUCUCGCUCUCUCUUCAGCCUUCUCCGUCGCUUCCCUUCCCUCCCUAAUUCCAUCCACUAAUCUCAAAGCUCUGACCUUUUGCCAUCCCCUGUUCGUGAAUGGCGUCUCGCUACAACUCCUACGAUUCCACCCGCUCUUCCGCCUCUUCAUUCACUUCCUCAGCUGAAUUCAACCCUUCUUCCGUCACUCCUUCCUCCUCAUCCAGAGCUCUGGUCAAAUCCAAGCCGUCCGACCUCUCCCAGUUGAAAUCCAAUCCCAACAAAUCCAAGCCCAAUGGCACCCACCACAAUUUUACAGCAAUGGUCAAGAAGUUCAUGGAGAAGAAGACCACUUUAGCGUCGUCGUCGUCGAAGAAGAAGAAUGCAAUUGGUGGGUUGGUGAUUCCGGCGGAUUUGAUAGCGGAGGACUUGAAGAGGACGACGCCGGCGGCAAAGAGAGGGGCCGGGCUAGUGGGUUUGCAGAGGAAGCUGUUUGGGAAGGAGAAGGGUGGUAUCAAGAAGGAAGUGAAGGCUUUGACUGAGGUGAAAGGGAGUGGCAAUGUUGGCAAUACGAGGACUUUGGCGAUGGUUUUGAGGAGCGAGAGGGAGCUCUUGGGUGCUAAUAAGGAGAUGGAGGAAGAGAUUGGUCAGCUCAAGUCGAUGCUUGAGACCAGAAACAGAGAGGUGGAGAAGUUGAAGGACUUGUGCUUGAAGCAGAGAGAAGAGAUCAAGUCAUUGAAGAACGCGGUACUAUUUCCCGAUCUGUCGAAUUCUGAGCUUCAAGAUAUCCUUGAACAGCAAGGAUCAGAGUUGAAGCAAGCCAAAACCCUCAUCCCAAAUCUCCAGAGGCAGGUCACUUCCCUCACAGGCCAGUUACAGUGCCUUGCCGAGGGUCUAGCUGAGGUGAAGGCUGAGAAAUAUGGGAGAGCUCGUUGGAGCAACUCUCCGAAGACGCCAACAUUCGAUUGUGAAGCAUCUGCAAAUUCUCUAGACUUCAGUUCUUGCGGUGCUACGAUUCCAGGCAGCCCCGAUGAUGAUAUGUUUGUUCAGGAUCUAAAUCCUUGUUUGACACCUUAUGUUGCCAAGGCAAAUUCCAAGGAAUUCGAUGCGAUGGGGUAUGAUUGCUCUUCUUCGUAUGAAGAACACUUGCCAGAGACCACAAUGCAGUUCUCAGAUGAGCCUACUUUCAGUUCCAGUCUCAGGAAGCUGUCUAGAAGCUCUGACCGGUACAAGAGCCCCAAUGUAGCAGCAGCAGCUGCCAGAGCUGCUAGAAGAUCAGACGAAAGCAAAUCCAAAUAUGGGAAGCGACAACUGCACCAAUGAGCUUUCUGAUCAUCUUUGUUUGCCUGUUACCGAUCUUGCUUUUUGUUCUUUUUUUGCAACACCCUUGGUUUCUUAGAACUGGGAGGUCCAUAACCAGUACCUACUAGCUGCUGUUGUUGUACAUGGACUCUGAAAAGAUUUCAUCUUUGUCCACAUAAAUGAAGCAAUUUCAAGUAU
Molecule: messenger RNA, 2023 nt
Organism: Linum trigynum
Lineage: Eukaryota; Viridiplantae; Streptophyta; Magnoliopsida; Malpighiales; Linaceae
Source: the annotation of a GenBank genome assembly